GUUCGUUGCACGUGCGGGAAACCCGUUGCUCGCGCUUAUCGUGCGCCAGCCAGAUGACCGCGUUUGAAUCAGCCGAUAAAAUCGUGUCUCGAUCGCGAAUCGUUCGCGUCGGGUGACGUAUCCGCGGCAACGAGGAGCCACGCGAUUACCAGCGACCGUUAUCGUCGCGCCGAUGUAUUUGUGAGAGGAUGGCGAGGGACGUGGGACGUUUAUCGGCGACGAUAGCGCGGCUAUAUAUAAGGCCGGUCGGUUCGUCGUUGACAUUAGUUCAAGCUGAUGUUCGGUGCGACCAUACCGCGACACGGUGGCUCUUCUUUCGUUCUUUUCCCGUCGACUCUUCUUUCCGUCCAGCCGAAUGCUCGUCUUCGCGGGAGAAUCGAGCAGACAGCGAUCGAGAUAGACGUCAUACCUACGCCUGUCCCGUUGGGGGUCAACCUCGCGAUUCGAUAGGAGAUCUCGGCACGACGAUAAGGGGCUAACGACCAUCCAGCAUCCACCGAAGGACGACGAGAUACGAAAGCGGAAAGAUGGACGCGGUGUUAUUGUUCUAGCGUUGGAGCAACAUCCUUCUCGACGUAGAGAUAGGAGCGAUUAUCUGGUCUUUCCCGGAGGACCUAGGCGGAAACCGGAGCGGAACCGCGGUGCAGAACCGCGGACGAGGAUACGAGUGUUCGCGUUUCAUGAAUUUAUCGUCGCGGCCCAGCCUAGUUAUGUUCUCGAUCGAGUACAGCGAGCAAUUCCUGAGCUACCGUAUACUCAAGUCGAACCGGUUCAAGUACAUCUGACGAUACGGACUCGGACUAAGUGCGAUUAAAGGGUGCGUCCUAACAGCGGCGAGAGUGUGUACGCGAGCGUACUGUGCCGGUGCUCGACUUGUCGUUGCUACGGUCUGCUCAGGGAAACAAAGGGAAGAAAAGGUGCUCGCCACGAGCAGGCAAGACCUGGAAAGUCUUGUUCACCGUGAACACCGGAUGCGCGAGUCGUUUCCUGCCACGAUUCCAGGAAGCGACAGGUGCCUCCGACGCUCCGACGACGAGUUAUAAGAUCGAGCGAGGAUUCGAAUCGAUAGGCGAACACCGCGAAUGACACCAAAUUCCUGCUAGAGAGAGAACAUCCCGAAAGGAUAUAGGCUAGUUUUCCGGCAAACACGAAGGCACGCGAAAUUGCUCGACAAAAUUUCUUCCUCGAUUCCGAGGAGUACGAAACAAUCGAAUAACGCGUCUCUGGUCGAAUUGGUAUCUCGUAAUUGUUAAAAAGAUAAAAAGAAGCAAAAAUCAGGGGAAUUAAAAAUGAUCGUUUACGUACCGGGUAGAAUGCCAAACCACGUUGGUCCUUACGGAGGCGCUCGUUACCCGGGCACCCUGCUAGGAGCAGCAGUCCCGGAUUUUUACAGCCCGGUUAUUUCCGGUUGUCCGAUCAGCCCUAACUCCAGCUACUACGGCAGCCUCGGCCUUCGUCAGCAAACGUCGCUGGACCUUCCGGUUUGGCCGCGAAGGAUGCCGGUCGAGGACGAAUUGGGAACGUCCCCGUCGGCCACGUUGCCAAGAUUGGGAGCAUCGCCGAACAGCCUGGCGAACACCGGUCCUCCGAGUCCGGUGCACAGCGACUCGGACGCCUCCAGCUCGAGUUUGGAGCUUGGUUCCAUCCGUCGCGGAGAAAACGCCCAGUUGAAAUGCAGAUGGCAAAAUUGUGGUCGGUGGUUCACGUCCUUGGAACAACUAGCAGGACACGUUGCGCGACUCCACGCUGCGCCAGGACCACGUGGACUGUUUUAUUGCGGCUGGGAAGGAUGCGCGAGGGGCGAGCGUGGAUUUAAUGCGAGAUACAAGAUGUUGGUCCACGUGCGAACACACACGAACGAGAAACCGCAUCACUGUUUCCAAUGCGACAAGAGUUUCAGCAGAGCGGAGAACCUGAAGAUCCACGCCCGUUCUCAUACGGGUGAACGUCCAUACGUUUGCCCGGUCGAAGGCUGUAACAAGGCGUACUCGAACUCCUCGGACAGGUUCAAGCAUACCAGAACUCACGCGGUGGAUAAACCGUAUUGCUGUAAAGUACCGGGAUGCCCCAAGAGGUAUACCGACCCGUCCUCCCUGCGCAAACACGUCAAGACGUACAGGCAUUAUGUGAACAACAACGACAAGGUCCAAGAGAAAAGUUUCGACGAGAACAACUCUCAGGAAAAGAUCAGAUUGGUUGACAGCACGUCGCCGGAAAAGCAGAGCAGUAGCACUCCGUCCGAGUCCGAAAAGAAAGACAGCAGCAUCGAGAGCAGCGUGUCGGGAUCUAGUCCCAAGGCGAGCAACAGCUUCGAGGAGCAGAGGAGCUUCGUCGAGUGGAACAACAUGUAUAAUCUCCAAGAGCAACGCAAAGAACAGGAACAGGUCACGCCCGUAAAAGUUUACGAACAAGAGAUGAAGAUCUAUCCGAGGAUCUACGACGAGAACAGUUACAUAAUACCGGAGAAGAUUCAAGUGAAUCCCAUGUACGUUUCCAACAAUCCGGUCAUCAAGGAAAGUCCUAUGGUGCAGUCGCCUCAGACGAGUCCGCGUCGCGUUCCCGACGUUCUGCCGUGUAUCGGAAUGCAGUCGACUCCCAUCAAAACCGAGGAACCUAUGGAGUGCACGAACAAAGUCAGUACGGUCGACUACCGAAACAUCGAGUCGAUCAUCAGCGGUACACCCUGCAAGAAAGAGAACACGAUAGUUUGCGACCCGGUGAGAAAUUCUGUGAUAAAACGAGCGGACGACUUAAAAAUGGAGAUCGAGCAAAUGCCGACGAAGGACGAUGUCUGCAAGGACACUACCGAUUGCUGUUGCCGUCACAAAUGUUGCGUGCACAGCAACGAGAACAUCCUGGAGAAGACAAAGAUCCUUUCGGAUCUGAUCCUCAAGGCACAGAAUCCUUUGUUCAGACAUUUGUUGGGCACGGUGGAUCUGCAAUACGGACUGCAAAAUAUGUGGGGCAACAUCGUGGACACGAACAACAGCUGUGGACAAGAUCUUCGAAUCAAAAACGAGAACGUUGUCGAAAUGGAACAAGAUCUUCCUCUGGAUUUGACGAUCAACAAGUAAACCAGAGCUUUUUCUGUAGCGAAGAAUUCACUUUUCAGGUUGUGAGAGGCUGAGCUGCCUCAAACUACCGGCCGUGGCUCGCGUUCAACGUUGUCAAGGUCGUCCUGCGUGCCUUAAAACGAAUCUGCCUUGAAAAUUUAAGAAUAUUCCGACGGUGAAAUGAGUUGUUGAUUCAGGGCGACCUUGAACGUUCACAAAAUUGAGUCAGUACCAACUCGAACCACGGCCGGUCUUUGCUUCCGCAGAUUCUACGACAAAUCGGUUUCUUUUUUUUUUUUAAUUAGUAGGAACGUUUGAGAAGCGAUAUCUUUUAAUUCGAUGUUCACUCUGUUUGCGGAUUAUCUAGAAAUAGCUCGACAAAAAAUAAGUAGACGCGGGAAGUAAAUGUACCGGUGAUAAAGAAGAAAAGAUUGCCGUUGUGAUUAGACUGCGAAAAGCCAAAUAUGUCAAUACCGUUGUAAUACGCGUCUAUCGUACGACGGAGUCGAAAUAGGAAACUAAGAUCGAACGAGACUUGCUCAAUCUUAAUUCGUUAUCGAUUACCCAGCCUCAGGGGCACGAUUAAGGAAACCACGAAGUUAGAUCGAAUAGUCAGGUAUAAACAUGUUUGCAUCGAAAUCACAAAUAACAGUAUGGUUGAUAAAUGAACUCCCCUGUAUAAUACGUGCGAAAGAAAUAUCCCGGUAUACUAUGCUAAACACCUAUGUAUAAUAUGUAUAUAAAAAUAUAUUAUGUGUAAGACGUUCAGAAAGUGUUAAAUGCGUGGAGGAGGAACGUGCGUGCAUUUCUGCAAUGAAAAGAGCGUGUUUUAACGACAUUAAACUAUUCAAUAAAAGCACAUUAUUUAUGUAAAAAAAUGUUUAUUAUCUUUUUUCACGCCAUAUAACAAGUUCCUUUUCCCUCCUUCGGUAAAGCAAUACAUGAUUUAACGUUGUUUCGUCCGUUUGAAAAUACCAGUGAAAAAUUCAGUCGUCUUUUAUAUCGACAGAAUAUCAAAAUUUACAAUAUCGUUUUUGAUCGAGAUCCGUGUCUUUAGACACGACUAUAAUUCGUGUCGAUUAAAAAAUAGAUGUACAAUAAAUAUGGCAGCAAAAUACGAAAGUACAGAAAUUUGUGUUGCUUUCAUGUCGUACGACCAUAACAAGCCGUAGAGAUUAUUUUGAAAAAAAAAAA
Molecule: messenger RNA, 4247 nt
Organism: Megachile rotundata (alfalfa leafcutting bee)
Lineage: Eukaryota; Metazoa; Arthropoda; Insecta; Hymenoptera; Megachilidae
Biological process (GO): regulation of transcription by RNA polymerase II
Cellular component (GO): nucleus
Molecular function (GO): zinc ion binding; RNA polymerase II cis-regulatory region sequence-specific DNA binding; DNA-binding transcription factor activity, RNA polymerase II-specific
Source: RefSeq, a predicted model, not a curated record